AUGUUGGCCUCGAGGUUCGCGUUGAAAGUGGCGGAAUCUGGGGCCGGCACUUGCACAAUCAGACAGUUAGAAAGUACCUGUGUGCUAGACUCCGACUUUGGGUUCAUACUAAAUUGUGCGUUCAAAAAGUCCGGCCUGUUUCGAGUGCGGAACCUCGGGGGCGUCAAAGCACACUUUGGGCUAGGUUUCAGCCUAGGUGAUGAGCUCGGGCUGGCCGAAUCGCUGGGCAACGUCGAGGGCAGCAAAAGGCGCGCGCUCAACGUCCGGACCAAUGUCAACAACAUCGGCGUACUGCCCGCGUCCAAAAUGCCGUCUUCAUACCCGCCCACGAUAAUGCAGAGCCGCCCACAAGCGCUAACCGCAAGGCCGAUGCUAAAACUGACGACCGCCAACUCCGUAACAGGUCCCCAGCGUCCUACCACCGGAACUCCCGUUUACGUGUCACCGGCCAACAGUCUCAUGACCAAAGCAUCCUCCCUUCCCCUUGGAGUACCCGCCUUUAAACCCCUUCCCAAACCCGAACCGGAACCGGUGAGCUACGUUCCUACCCUGGUGCCGAAGACCUUCUCCCUCAAAACUCCUCAAACGCCCGAUCUUUCCUUCCAGAACCAGCUCAUGAACCAAACCUCCUCCUUCCACCGACCUUCCCGAAUUACCAGUGCCCCUCCCAACCACCACAUCGUCUACAAAGACUCCUCGAUCCAGGUGCAGAAGGUCCCAGCGUUCCAGGCGAUGCCAGAGUCCGUCUCUCGGAUAUCCACCGGACCGGUCAUCCAGAUCGACAACAAACUGUCCCACGAGCCUACGAUCAAGAACUCCAUCGUAACGGUCCCAUCACGGCACGACGUCAUCGGCAAGGGCACCACCGUGGUGGACGGCGUCGAUCUGAUGGGACACACCGUCGAGGAACUGGCCGCAGCGGCCAACGUCAGCGUUGAGGUCAUCAAAGAGGCCAUCCGCGUGCGGAAGCAGGAAAUCCUGGCCCAGCAGCAGUACCAGAAACAGCAGGCCGCCAUCGUACACGCCCAGGUCAUGGCCGCCCAACAGGCGACCUCGACGAGCACCACGACCACCACGACUACAACGACCACUCCGCGGCCGCGUCGAUAUCCGACGCACUCCGGUCAUAAGGUCAUGAACGCCCCCAAGGAGUACUACCCGGUGGGUUACGACAAGAACUUUGACGACAACUUCACCUCGAAGGUCGACCUGCCGUACACGACGUUCAACUGCGGCGAGCAGAAGCACUUCCCCGGGCUGUACGGCGACGAAGACUUGGGCUGUAUGGUCUUCCACGUAUGCGCACUCACCGACGACGGGCUGAUCAUGAAGUCGUUCCUGUGUCCGGAGAGCACCCUGUUCGACCAGACGAUCCUCAAGUGCAACUGGUGGUUCUACGUGGACUGCAAGAACAGCAAAACGCUGUACGACUCGAACCUGCCGGUGUCCAAGAGUUACCAGCUGAUGAAGGCGCUGUCGUUCUUCUCGGCCAACUACAAGAGCCCGGGCCAGAACGCGGACGGCGUGGACGUGGAAGCGCUGAAGAACAGCGUCAACGGCGGCAACAGCACGGUUUCCGGCAGGUCGGUCAGCGGCGGUGGGGUUGUGGAAAUUGACGGCAAGUCCUCGUCCUCGGUGCAGCAGAGCACGUCGACCACGACAAAGAGCAGCGCCAAGGCGUAGACCGGUGGACGGGUUACUUUAGGUUCUACCAAGUACUAGAAGUAGGGAAUGUAUUUCAAUUUUCGUUUCGCGUUUAUAGUAGCGCUUCCGGGUCGGAAGGUUUGGAUAGUAGAGAGCUCGUUACAAGAAAGUAAAAAAGAAAGUUAUUUAUUGUUUCUGUUAUCGAACUUUUCCCCCAAGCAGUAGCAAUCUCUAUUUAUAUACUUUGUUUAGCUGUAAGAACCCACACACACACGCACGCGGUACGAGAGCGAAACGAAAACAAGUCAUAUCUUUAACGAAACAAACAAAAAAGGCGCAUAGUUUGCUUAAUCUAA
This is a messenger RNA of Culex quinquefasciatus (southern house mosquito), 2000 nucleotides long. RefSeq lists its product as uncharacterized. Gene Ontology annotation, molecular function: chitin binding. NCBI's taxonomy places the organism in Eukaryota, Metazoa, Arthropoda, Insecta, Diptera, Culicidae. Bases 1 to 1683 code for a protein of 560 amino acids. Gene Ontology annotation, cellular component: extracellular region. The record is from RefSeq and is a predicted model, not a curated record. The transcript has 6 exons.